UUGGGCGUUGCGUCGCGACAGACGCGAAAAGAAUUCACGUUUCUCCGUGCAACGGAGCCAAAGAAUACUUUCGAGAGAAAGAGAGAGAGGAGAAGAGAAGACAGGUGGAGAGACGACGCAGAAAAAGCUCAUCUCCGAUCUCUCCCUCAAAAGAAGAGAAAACCCAAGAGAAAACCCCUUCUCUCUCGCUGUAUAUAUCUAUCUUCCAAUGGCCUUGAAUAUGAAAACCCUAACCCAGGCGCUGGCCAAGACGGCCGCUGUGAUCGAGAAGACGGUCCAAACGACCGUACAAGAAGUCACCGGCCCCAAACCCCUGCAGGACUACGAACUGCUGGACCAGAUCGGAUCCGGUGGUCCCGCACUCGCAUGGAAGCUCUACUCCGCCAAGCCCCGCGGGACCACCACUUCUCAGUACCCCCUCGUCUGCGUCUGGAUCCUCGACAAGCGCGUCCUCUCCGAGGCCCGCUCCCGCGCUGGCCUCUCCAAGGCCACCGAGGACGCCUUCUUCGACAUCAUCCGCGCCGAUGCUUCAAAGCUCGUCCGCCUUAGACACCCUGGUGUCGUACACGUCGUGCAGGCCCUUGAUGAGAACAAGAAUGCGAUGGCGAUGGUAACCGAACCGCUCUUUGCGUCUGUCGCCAAUACUCUGGGUUCCGUCGAUAACAUCGCCAAGUUGCCCAAGGAGCUCAAAGGGAUGGAAAUGGGGUUAUUGGAGGUCAAACAUGGUUUGCUCCAGGUUGCAGAAACUUUAGAUUUUCUCCAUAACAAUGCGCAUCUUAUUCACCGGGCAAUAUCACCUGAGACAGUCUACAUUACUUCUAGCGGAGCUUGGAAGCUUGGUGGGUUUGGUUUUGCAAUUUCUGCAGGUCAGGCCACAAGUGAUUUGAAUACUGUGCAGCCUUUUCAUUAUUCGGAGUAUGAUGUUGAGGAUUCUGUGCUGCCUCUUCAACCUUCUCUAAAUUACACUGCCCCUGAAUUGGUUCGGAGUAAACCAUAUGCAGCUGGAUGUUCUUCAGACAUGUUCAGUUUUGGAUGUCUUGCUUAUCAUCUUACCGCACGCAAACCUCUCUUGGAUUGUCACAACAAUGUCAAAAUGUACAUGAAUAGUUUGACAUACUUGACACACGAGGCCUUCUCAAGCAUUCCAUCAGACUUAGUUUCUGACUUGCAACGGAUGCUAUCUGUGGAUGAAACUUCCAGACCAACUGCAUUGGAUUUCACAGGUUCUCCAUUUUUUAGGGAUGAUACUAGGUUGCGUGCUCUUCGCUUCCUGGACCAUAUGCUUGAACGGGAUAAUAUGCAGAAAUCUGAGUUUCUAAAAGCAUUAUCAGAUAUGUGGAAAGACUUUGAUGCUCGUGUACUGCGUUAUAAGGUACUUCCACCUCUUUGUGCAGAGCUCCGGAAUGUGGUUAUGCAGCCAAUGAUUUUACCCAUGGUUCUUACUAUUGCAGAAUCCCAGGAUAAAAAUGAUUUUGAGCUUUCAACAAUGCCGGCAUUGAUUCCUGUAUUGAAUUCUGCAGCAGGCGAGACACUAUUGCUGCUAGUGAAGCAUGCAGAUUUGAUUAUUAAUAAGACCAGUCAGGAACACUUGAUUGCACAUGCCCUUCCGUUGCUUGUUCGGGCUUAUGAUGAUGUUGAUCCUCGUAUCCAAGAAGAGGUUUUGCGAAGAACCGUCCCCUUUGUGAAGCAACUUGACACGCAGCUAGUGAAGCAAGCUAUUUUGCCUCGAGUUCAUGGGCUGGCUCUUAAAACUACAAUUGCAGCAGUACGAGUGAAUGCACUGCUUUGUCUGAGUGAUUUGGUUCACUCACUUGAUAAGCUUGCUGUUCUGGAAAUCUUGCAAACACUGCAACGUUGCACUGCCGUGGACCGUUCUGCACCUACGUUAAUGUGUACUCUCGGGGUUGCAAACUCAAUCCUCAAGCAGUAUGGCGUAGAAUUCACAGCUGAGCAUUGCCUUCCUCUACUUAUGCCGCUGCUUAUUGCACAGCAACUGAAUGUUCAGCAGUUUGCCAAAUACAUGCUUUUUGUGAAAGACAUCCUUAGGAAGAUAGAAGAGAAACGAGGUGUGACUGUUAGUGAGUCUGGAACCCCAGAAGUUAAAAUCACACAUUCAAUGGCUAAUGGGCUUCAGACUGAACCCUUACAGAAAGCAGGCGGAACUGUAUCUUCUUCGACAAAGAGCAGCUCAUCAUGGGAUGAAGAUUGGGGUCCGACAAGGAGGGGACCACCCACAACCAACAUCCGAUCUUCGGAGCCAAACUUGUUGUCCAUGCAGGCAAUGGCACCGAUUUCACAGCCCACCCAAGAUGCACCCUUGCAGUUCCAGUCCUCUGUAUCUGUGCCCAGCCAACAAACUGCGUUGUCAUGUCCUGCUGUUGAUAUAGAGUGGCCUCCUCCAACCUCAUCCUCUGGUUUGGUCCCUCAAGUGGGUGGUAAUGAGAAGCUGAUGGAUGGCUCUCAAGGGUCUUCCGGUGCUACUUUUGAUGAGAUAGAUCCUUUUGCUGAUUGGCCUCCACGACAGAGUAACUCAGUCGGCGUUUUGGGGUCCACUACGAACAGCGGUAUCACGAACUCAGGGCCAAACAAGAAUAGCCAGGACAGCAUAGGCCAUGCAAUGAACAACAAGCCGAUCGGGCUCUCCAUGCAAAACUAUGGAAACUCAGGUUUGAACAUGAUGAGUAACCAGUCCAGCCUAGGUUUCGCAACGACCAACAAUCCUAUUGGAGUAUCCAAACAGUAUCAGGGGACCUCUAUGUCAAGUAUUAGCAAUCCGAAUGGCAUGGGCUCCAAUGCCAGUUCUAUUGGGCGUGCUAAACAAAAUCAGAUGAAUGCUGCGUUGGGUAUCAGGAACUUGGCGGCCCCGAGCAACACCGAGGCAAGAGCAACCGACAUUGGAUCCAUAUUUGCAUCUUCCAAGAGCGGGCAUACCAUGCCGAAACUUGCCCCACCUCCGCAAACUGCUGCAGGGAGAGGACGGGGUAGAAGUCAAGGAACAUUGCGUUCUGGUAAUGCGAAAGCGCCAUCUGGGCAGCCGCCCAUUUUGGAUUUGCUGUAGUGGGUAGCUGCUUGUUCUGGUUGAAAAACGGUACCAGAUCAACCCCUGUAGAUUAUAUAGGCAAACCGGCAUUGUGGAGAAA
Molecule: messenger RNA, 3140 nt
Organism: Magnolia sinica
Lineage: Eukaryota; Viridiplantae; Streptophyta; Magnoliopsida; Magnoliales; Magnoliaceae
Product: SCY1-like protein 2 B
Exons: 14
Coding region: 209-3058 (949 amino acids)
Biological process (GO): protein phosphorylation
Molecular function (GO): ATP binding; protein kinase activity
Source: RefSeq, a predicted model, not a curated record